Messenger RNA from Trichobilharzia szidati, 1773 nucleotides. The record is from the annotation of a GenBank genome assembly. Lineage: Eukaryota; Metazoa; Platyhelminthes; Trematoda; Strigeidida; Schistosomatidae.
AUAAGCUCUAUUUUCAAACAGUUCGGUACGAAUUUGCGUGCUUUCCGUAUGUUCUCAUUUGACUGAGAUGCUACUGAUUUUCUAGCCAAAAACUGUUAACACCAUAUAGAAUUUUAGAAAAAGAUUUCAAGUGGGUACACAUUGUAUCCAGCCUACACUUACUUCGGACGCACUGCGGAGAAUGUGUACUUAAGAACUCGUAGUCCUAACACGGCAUAUCAUUUGUCUAGUGGUCGGGUCAGUGGCAAAACAAAUGAUGAUACAUCAAACAGAUUCUGAAGAUAUUGUUGAAGAGAGAGUAAUCAAUGAAGAGUAUAAGAUAUGGAAAAGAAAUACACCUUUCUUAUACGAUAUGCUUAUGUCACAUUGUCUAGAAUGGCCAAGUCUAACUGCUCAAUGGUUACCAUCUGUAGAAAAGACUGGAAGAGAUUAUUCUGUUCACCGUUUAAUACUCGGGACUCACACGUCAGAUGAACAAAAUCACCUACUGAUUGUUACAGUUCAUCUACCAAAUGAUCAAGCAGAAUUCGAUGCGAGUGCGUAUGAUAGUCAACGGGGUGAUUUUGGUGGAUUUUAUUUUCCAUCUGGCAAGUUGGAAAUAUCAAUGAAAAUAAAUCAUGAAGGGGAGGUUAAUCGUGCUCGGUUUAUGCCACAAAAUUCAGAUAUAAUAGCUACUAAAACACCAAGUGGAGAUGUUUUAAUAUUUAAUUAUCCAACACACCCUCCGAAAUCAUCAUUGGACCGAGGUUGUCAACCAGAUUUACGUCUUAAGGGUCAUCAAAAAGAAGGUUAUGGAUUGUCUUGGAAUGUAUCACUAAAUGGUCAUCUUCUUUCAGCCUCUGAUGAUCAGACAAUAUGUUUAUGGGAUAUUAAUGCAACACCACUAGAUGGUUGUAACCUGAAUGCUAUGGCUAUCUUUACAGGACAUCAUUCAGUUGUAGAAGAUGUUUCAUGGCAUCUUUUUCAUGGACAUAUUUUCGGCUCGGUAGCUGAUGAUAAUAAACUUAUGAUUUGGGAUACACGUAGUUCAAAUCGUAAUAAACCACAACAUCAAGUUGAUGCGCAUACAGCUGAAGUUAACUGUCUGGCUUUCAAUCCAUUUUCUGAGUUUAUUAUUGCAACAGGCAGUGCAGACAAGACGGUCGCUCUUUGGGAUCUACGCAAUCUGCGAUUGAAACUGCAUUCUUUUGAAUCUCAUCGAGAUGAAAUAUUUCAGGUCCAAUGGUCACCACAUAAUGAAACAAUACUUGCCAGUUCAGGUACUGACCGACGUCUUCAUGUUUGGGAUUUAAGCAAAAUUGGUAUCGAUCAGACUCCUGAAGAUGCGGAUGAUGGUCCACCUGAAUUAUUAUUCAUACAUGCUGGGCAUACAGCAAAGAUUUCCGACUUUUCAUGGAAUAUUAAUGAUCCAUGGACCAUUUGUUCUGUUUCUGAGGAUAAUAUUUUACAAAUUUGGCAAAUGGCUGAAAAUAUAUAUAAUGAUGACGACAUAGAAUUGGGCAAUAUGGAUCUUGAACAACAUCGCUAACUCAUCAUUAUAUGUGUGUUCACCUCUUUUCUUCUGAUUCAUUGUUUGUUUUAUAUUUUUUUAUGUGUUAGACUGUAAGAAGAGAGAGGUUUUUAAAAAAAGAGCUGCAUUUCCACUUUCUGCGCAUUUAGCCUUCUGCGUCAUUCACAAGCCUACCUUUUUGUGUGUUCUUAAGGCAAGAUGCCUGUAACUGUAUACAUGUGUAAAUCUUUUUGAAAAAAUAAAUCUAAGCAAGUUACAAGUCA